Molecule: messenger RNA, 1381 nt
Organism: Capsicum annuum
Lineage: Eukaryota; Viridiplantae; Streptophyta; Magnoliopsida; Solanales; Solanaceae
Product: protein DEHYDRATION-INDUCED 19
Exons: 5
Coding region: 269-952 (227 amino acids)
Source: RefSeq, a predicted model, not a curated record
UUGGCUGCUGAGAGAGUUGACCAAAAACCGCGGGAGUCCACGUGUAUUUCCAUACCCGACCCGAAUACCCAUUUUCUUCUCUCGGUUCAGUUUAUACCACUACUACUUCUUCUUCUUUGGUCUCAACGAUAGACCAAAAAUUUCUUCCUCCAAAGUGCCCUAAAACCCCCUUUGUUUAUUUACGUAUACAAAGUCUAUACCUAUUUAUUUUUUGUGGGUAUUUUCCAGUUAUACAAUUUCAAUAUUCUUGCAUAGGGAAAAAUUCUCAAUGGAUGAUCGUGACAACGAUUUGAAAAUUCUGCUCUCUGCUUUAAAGGAUGGUGGCAUGUAUGUUGGAGAGGAGGAGGAGGAGGAUGAAGAAGAAGAGGAAGAGGAGGAGUUUGAGGAUGAAGAUAUUAAAGACGAUAAUGUAAAGACGGAUUUGGCAUGCCCAUUUUGUUCAGAAGACUUCGAUAUGCUUGGCUUGUGCUGUCACAUUGAUAGUGAGCAUCGUAUAGAGGCCAAGACCGGGAUAUGUCCUCUAUGUUCUACCAAGGUGCGAACGAAUAUGGCUACACACGUCAUCGUGCAACAUGAAAGUGUAUUAAAAGCUCUUACCAAAAAGAAACUUCAAAAUGGUAGAUCUCUCUCAGCCUUAUCCUUACUGAGGAAAGAGUUGCUGAAUCUUUAUUUGGAAAAGAAGUCCAGCCAAGUUAGUUCUUCUUCAAAUACGGAAAACAACCAGUUACUGUUAUCAUUUGUUGGCAAUCAGCAUCCUACCAAACGAUCUCAUACAAGACAGCCCUGCACUUCAGCCGAAGAAAGUUUAUCCAGGAACAGCCUCGAUGACCAUACCAGUGAGAGAAGCUCCCAAGUAUUUCCUUUAAUGGACAAGGAUCAGGAAGAGAAGGUCCAGAGGUCUGAAUUUGUGAAAGGACUAUUAUUCUCCACCAUACUUGAAGACUGCUUAUGAGACUGAACCACACUGCUUUUCCUUUCUAUGGCUAACUGGCACAGAAGCUCGCUGAAGAUGUUCCUCGAUAUAUGCUGAUAAAGUUACUGGCAGCCAGAGGCUGUUAUAAGGAGUUAAAGCUCUCCUCACCUCACCUCCUAUUGACAUGCUCCCAUUUGGAUGGCGUGGUUGCUUAUGUGAAGAUAUGUCCAGUUGAUAUGCUUUAACACAAGAACUUGUUUCAAUUGACGCGACUUUGGCAUGCUAUUUCUUUUUCCCUUUUUUCCUGCUAACUGAUGUAGCUUAUACUACGGUUUCUUGACUGUCCCCGACUGAAAAAAGGUUCUUCAUUCUUGUAGUUAGAUCCAAAAUGAUUUGAUUAUGAAGCAGCAUGUUUACUGUCAUUGUCACAUUCUGCAAAAAGAAAAUAGAUGUUAUUCUUUCGAUUCA